AUGGCGGCAUCCUCAUCAUCCUCCGGGACAAUCGACCUGGAGCAAGGCGGCUCCGGAAUCUCAAAGAGGCUGACGCUCACCUUUCGCGACCUCACAGUCAACGUCACUGCCGCCGAUGCCGCGCUUGGUCAGACGUUGCUGUCGGUUGUUGAUCCGCGACAGCUUGUGGAUUACUUUGGGAGAGGAGAGAAGCCGAAGAGGACAAUUCUCAAUGGCUUGACUGGCCAAGUCCGACCAGGGGAGAUGUUACUCGUCCUCGGCCGCCCAGGCUCAGGCUGUACAUCAUUCCUCCGCGUUCUCUCCAACGACCGCGCCUCAUUCGACGAAGUCACCGGCGAAACAUGGUACGGAAGCAUGGACCACAAAGCAGCCAAGAGAUACCGCCAGCAGAUUAUGUUCAACACCGAAGACGACGUGCAUUUCCCCACACUGACCGUCAACCGGACGAUGAAGUUUGCGCUGCGGAACAAGAUACCCCGCGAGAGAGACGAGGGUCUAAACGAGAAGGGCUUCGUGCAGCGCGAGCGAGACAAUAUCCUUGACUCGCUGGGUAUCCCGCACACGAAGAAAACCCUAGUAGGCAAUGAGUUCGUCCGCGGUGUCUCAGGUGGCGAGAGGAAGCGCGUCUCGUUGGCGGAGGUGAUGGCCGGACAGAGCCCCGUGCAGUUCUGGGAUAACCCUACGCGCGGUCUUGACUCGAAAACGGCCGCCGAGUUCGCGAGGAUGAUUCGGCGGGAGGCGGACGAGAAUGGGAAGACGAUGGUUUGCACGACCUACCAGGCUGGAAACGACAUCUACGACAAGUUCGAUAAAGUUCUUGUUCUUGCUGAUGGACUGGUUGUCUACUAUGGUCCUCGGAGUCAGGCUCGCAGCUACUUCGAGGAUCUGGGCUUUGUGUUUCCCAAGGGCGCGAAUGUUGCCGAUUUCUUGACUUCCGUCACGGUUCUUACCGAGCGCAUUGUUGCGCCUGGUAUGGAGGGAACGGUGCCUAAUACGCCCCAGGAAUUCGAAGCUCGCUAUAGGGAGAGUAAGAUCUACCGAGACGCGCUUGACGCGAUCGUUCCUCCUGAAAAGCUGGUUUCCGAAGAGGAGGAUCUUGCUACUGCUGUUGCUCGCGAGAAGAGGAAAGGCCAUAUUCCCCGGCCUCAGAGUGUGUAUACCACCGGUUUGUGGGAUCAGAUCGUUGCGUGCAUGAUCCGACAAUUCCAAAUUAUGGCCGGAGACAAGCUCUCCCUAAUAAUCAAGCUCGUGUCAUCCAUCCUCCAAGCCCUGGUCUGCGGAAGUCUGUUCUACGACCUGAAGAUGGACAGCUCUUCCAUCUUCCUUCGCCCUGGUGUCCUCUUCUUCCCGUGUCUCUACUACCUCCUCGAGUCCAUGUCCGAAACAACAAGUUCCUUCAUGGGACGUCCGAUCUUCUCGCGCCACAAGCGCUUUGGCUUCUACCGACCAACCGCGUUCUGCAUCGCGAACGCGAUCACGGAUAUCCCUAUCACGAUUGUCCAGGUCUCCUGCUUCUCGCUGAUCCUCUACUUCAUGAGCUCGCUGCAGAUGGACGCCGGAAAGUUCUUCACCUUCUGGCUCAUCAUCAUCACGAACACGCUGUGCUGUAUGCAGAUGUUCCGUGCGGUCGGAGCGCUGUGCAAGAGAUUUGGAUUGGCGUCGCAGCUAACAGGACUCAUUUCUACCAUCGGCUUUGUGUACGGAGGCUACCUAAUCCCCUUCUCCAAAAUGCACCCCUGGUUCCGCUGGAUCUUCUACCUAAACCCGUGCUCGUACGCCUUCGAGGCCAUCAUGGCCAACGAGUUCAGCGGCCUCGAACUCCAAUGCAUCGCACCAAACUACAUCCCCUACGGACCCGGGUACUCCGACGCUGCGUCGUCCAACCGCGGCUGCUCCGUCCCAGGAAGCGACGGCGACAUGAUCUCCGGCGCAGCCUACAUCCGCGAACAGUACAGCUACUCCUCCGGGCAUAUCUGGAGGAGCUUCGGCGUCCUCGUAGGCUUCUGGGCGUUUUUCAUCUUCUUGACCGCGGUCGGGUUCGAGAAGCUGAAUAGCUCGGGCGGUUCAUCGGUCUUGCUUUACAAACGGGGUAGCAACCCAGGUGUGAAGAAGGAGCUGGAGCGUUCAGACGCGGCGAGCAAGGAGAUGGCGCUCGCGCAGUCGGGGAAGCAAUCUACCUUCACCUGGAACAAGCUUGACUACCAUGUUCCGUUCCAUGGGGAGAAAAAGCAGCUGCUUGAUCAGGUAUUCGGGUUCGUCAAGCCGGGGAAUUUGGUCGCGCUUAUGGGGUGCUCGGGGGCUGGAAAGACGACGCUCUUGGAUGUGCUUGCUCAGCGGAAAGACAGCGGUGAAGUCCGCGGGUCUAUCCUGAUCGACGGCCGACCUCAAGGUAUCAGUUUCCAGAGACUGACUGGGUACUGCGAGCAAAUGGAUGUCCAUGAGGGGACGGCAACUGUCCGCGAAGCUCUGGUCUUCUCUGCGUUCCUUCGUCAGCCUUCACAUGUCUCGGAGGAGGAGAAGCUGGCUUAUGUUGACCAUAUCAUUGAUCUGCUUGAGCUGUACGAUAUCCGGGAUGCACUUAUUGGAGUCCCCGGCGCUGGUCUGAGUAUUGAGCAACGAAAACGCGUUACUUUGGGUGUUGAGCUCGUUGCUAAGCCGACGCUGCUGUUCUUGGAUGAGCCUACUUCUGGUCUUGAUGGUCAAUCGGCUUACAACAUUAUUCGGUUCCUACGAAAACUCGUCGACGGAGGUCAAGCCGUGCUUUGCACUAUCCACCAACCUUCUGCUGUUUUGUUUGACGCUUUCGACUCUCUUCUCCUGUUGGCCAAGGGUGGAAAGAUGGCGUACUUUGGCGAGACCGGUAAGGAUUCUGACAAGGUGCUCGGCUACUUUGCGCAGAACGGCGCCCCCUGCCCGCCCGAGACAAACCCCGCGGAGCACAUCGUCGAGGUGAUCCAGGGUGUCGGUGACAAGAGGAUUGACUGGGUGGACGUCUGGAACAAGAGCCCUGAGCGGGAACGUGCUAUCGCAGAACUGGAGGAAUUGAACCGGUUCCACCAGGCACAUCCCGGGGAAGAAGACACGGCCAGCUUUGCAACGUCGAAAUGGUACCAGUUCCGCAUGGUGCUGCACCGGCUUAUGAUCAAGCUGUGGAGAGAACCCGACUAUAUGUGGAACAAAAUCAUUCUUCAUAUCUUUGCUGGUUUGUUCUCCGGGUUUACGUUCUGGAAAAUGGGCAAUGGCACGUUUGACUUGCAGCUUCGGUUGUUCGCUAUCUUUAACUUCAUCUUCGUCGCCCCCGGCUGCAUCAACCAAAUGCAGCCCUUCUUCCUGCAGAACCGCGAUAUCUUCGAGACAAGAGAGAAGAAGUCCAAGACGUACCACUGGCUCGCCUUCAUCGCCGCCCAAACAGCCUCUGAGAUCCCCUACCUAAUCAUCUGCGCCACCCUCUACUUCGCCUGCUGGUACUUCACAGCCGGCUUCCCCGUGGAAGCGCGGAUCUCCGGCCAAUUCUAUCUCCAAAUGAUCUUCUACGAAUUCCUCUACACCUCGAUCGGCCAAGCAAUCGCCGCCUACGCGCCAAACGAGUACUUCGCCGCAAUCAUGAACCCGAUCGUCAUCGGCGCCGGCAUGAUCGCCUUCUGCGGCGUCGUCGUCCCCUACGACCAGAUGCAGCCCUUCUGGCGCUACUGGAUGUACUACCUCGACCCGUUCACGUAUCUCGUUGGUGGCCUGUUGACCGAAGUCCUCUGGGAUGUACCUGUCAAAUGCCUCGAUUCCGAGUUCACCACCUUCAGCGCACCGGACGGCCAGACGUGCGGCCAGUACAUGGCGGACUUUUUGGCGAGUAAUGCGGGCUACCUGCGUGAUGCGGAUGCGACGGGGAUGUACGGGGAUUACGGCGCUGUUCUGCAUUACGUCGUAUAUGGCUGUGUUUGUGAUGAUGAAGUUGCGCUCGAAGAAGACCAAGGAGGCGCGGUCGGAGUGAUGGGUAAUACCUCCUCGGUCGCUGCUGCUCGACGGGCGCAAUGCUCGACUUUCUGA
Aspergillus mulundensis is the source of this 4044-nucleotide messenger RNA. Its product is annotated as putative ABC multidrug transporter. The record is from RefSeq and is a predicted model, not a curated record. The coding region runs from base 1 to 4044 and encodes 1347 amino acids. Gene Ontology annotation, molecular function: ATP binding; ABC-type transporter activity; ATP hydrolysis activity. NCBI's taxonomy places the organism in Eukaryota, Fungi, Ascomycota, Eurotiomycetes, Eurotiales, Aspergillaceae. Gene Ontology annotation, biological process: transmembrane transport. Gene Ontology annotation, cellular component: membrane. The transcript is spliced from 12 exons.